AUGAAUUCAGUGGAAGAAUCGGUUGCUCAGAGCAUUGUAUUUCUAGAUAAUGCCUUGGAUGUUUGGACUGAAUUGAAAGAAAGAUUCUCCUAUUGCGAUUUCAUUCGAAUUUCUGAAUUACAAGUUGAAAUCUAUAGUCUCAAGCAAGGUAAUCCAUCCGUUUAUGAAUUUUUCACUGCUCUCAAAGUUCUCUGGAAAGAACUUGAAGCUUAUCUUCCUGCACCUGUUUGCAAUUGUCCAAGAAAAUGUAUGUGUGUAACUGGUGUUCGCAAAGCAAGAAUUCAACAUGAUUUGCUUGAAACAAUUCGUUUUCUUACUGGAUUAAAUGAUAAUUUUGAUACGGUUAGAUCACAAGUUUUGCUUAUGGGUCCGUUACCUCCUAUAAACAAAGUGUUUUCGAUGGUUAUUCAAUAUGAGAGACAAUUUGUUGCCACUCAUGCUGGUUUAGAUAUUGAAGAUUCCAAAGUUUCAAUUAAUGCAUCUGAUAGUAGAAGACCACUAGGUUGUGGAAGGAGUAGCUUUAACCCUCAGUUUAACAAGAAAAAGUAUUGCACUUAUUGUGGCAAAGAUAAUCACGUGGUAGAAAACUGCUAUAAGAAGCAUGGAUUUCCCCCAAAUUUUGGCAGAAAUAUUAAUGCAAACAACGUUAAUGCUGAGGAUUCAAUGGAUAAUGAUGAUGCAAGAAGCACAAAAGGGACUGAUUCUUUCACUUUCACCAAGUCUCAAUAUGAAAAGCUUGUGAAUUUGCUCCAAUCCAAUGCUAGCCUUAAUUCUGCAGGUCCCUCUACUCACAUAAAUGGUGCUUCCAUUCCAAUUUAG
Messenger RNA from Trifolium pratense (red clover), 819 nucleotides. RefSeq lists its product as uncharacterized. Lineage: Eukaryota; Viridiplantae; Streptophyta; Magnoliopsida; Fabales; Fabaceae. The record is from RefSeq and is a predicted model, not a curated record. Bases 1 to 819 code for a protein of 272 amino acids. The transcript has a single exon.